AUGCUAUCUAAAGCUCAACUGCGGCGCAGCUCUGGCCGCAAGCACGACCAGCAGAGGCAGUGGGCGGAGGCUGCUCUGUUGGAGUGGGAAGAGGUGUGCCACAGCUGGGAGGCCCAGUUCCCUGAAGAGCACCGCGAGCUUGACAAGCAGUGGGAGCGGGGCCAUCAAGGCAAUGGAUACGGGAGUCUGUGGAGCAGGAGCAGCAGGAGCUGGAGCAAAUGUGCGCGCCUGGCAGUGGCAGCGGCGUUGCAUGGCUGUGAGGCGGUGCUGCUCAGCCAUGAGGAGACAUGUCGUGGCUUGGAGGCCCAGCUGGUUGAGAAACACCAAGAGGUGGAGGUCGCGCUGCGUGGCCUGGAGGAGGCGUGCUGUGCCCUGGAGGCCCAGCUGGCCCCGGAGUGCGGCGAGCUAGCCACCUACCCAGAGCAGCGUAAGCUGCUGUACGAGUCCCUGGAGCGGGAGUUGCUGUGUAGGGCCGCCCGCCCCUGUGAGCAGGAGGCCCCGUGGCAGUACCAGUCUUCCCCACAACACCAGGCCCCCACUAAGCGGAGUAGGAAGAAAGGGCCGGGGCCAGGAGAGCUGCACCGCCAGAAGUCUCCAGCAGCCCCGUGCGCUGGCUGUCCACAGAGAAGGGAGCCUGGCUGUGGGAGUCGCUGGAAACAGCAGAGCUGCCAGGGAGCUGGAGGCUUCCAGGGAUCAGACUUCACUAUAUGCGAACCUGGGGUGAUCCACAGACGAGAGGCACCUGGGGUGAUCCAUAGAGGAGAGGCACAUGGGGUGAUCCACAGACGAGAGGCACACUGGGUGAUCCACAGACAAGAGGCACCUAGGGUGAUCCACAGAGGAGAGGCACAUGGGGUGAUCCACAGACGAGAGGCACCUGGGGUGAUCCACAGACGAGAGGCACAUGAGGUGAGCCACAGACGAGAGGCACCUGGGGUGAUCCACAGACGAGAGGCACGCUGGGUGAUCCACAGACGAGAGGCACGCUGGGUGAUCCACAGACGAGAGGCACAUGGGGUGAUCCACAGACGAGAGGCACAUGGGGUGAGCUACAGACGAGAGGCACGGUGGGUGAUCCACAGACGAGAGGCACCUGGGGUGAUCCACAGACGAGAGGCACCUGGGGUGAUCCACAGACGAGAGAUACCUGGGGUGAUCCACAGACGAGAAGCACCUGGAGUGAUCCACAGACGAGAGGCACAUGAGGUGAGCCACAGACGAGAGGCACGCUGGGAGAUCCACAGACGAGAGGCACUUGGGGUGAUCCACAGACGAGAGGCACAUGGGGUGAGCCACAGACGAGAGGCACCUGGGGUGAUCCACAGACGAGAGGCACGGUGGGUGAUCCACAGACGAGAGGCACGGUGGGUGAUCCACAGACGAGAGGCACAUGGGGUGAGCCACAGACGAGAGGCACCUGGGGUGAUCCACAGAGGAGAGGCACCUGGGGUGAUCCACAGAGGAGAGGCAGAUGAAGUGAGCCACAGACGAGAGGCACGCUGGGUGAUCCACAGACGAGAGGCACAUGGGGUGAUCCACAGACGAGAGGCACAUGGAGUGAUCCACAGAUGAGAGGCACCUGGGUUGAUCCACGAGGGCUGUAAUGAGAGAUAAGACUAAACAAGCAACGGACAGAGGGGCAGGAAUUCAGGGUGUGACAGUACCGCCCCCCCGUGUACUCCAGACACACGAGGCAGACCGAGGAGGGGACCCAGCAACCAAACAGCAGGAUAAGAGACCAAGAGGGACACCAGAUCUAAUAAGAGAUGACAGGACAUCAGACAUGACCGGACGAGAUAUCAGACGAGGAUCUGACAGGACACAAGAUGAAACCAAGUAGCACCUGACGAGACAUCAUGGGACAAGAUGCCGGGUGGAUGUAAGCAGAGUUAGGGACUAGUGUGAGAGAUAUGAGAUGAGACAGGGAACCAUGGAUAAUAUAGAAAACAACGAACGCAACAUCGACCAAAGCAGGGCAGACAAGUGGAGAGUCAGAAACAGAAACAGAGGAACAGAAAACCAGAGGAAGACCAUAAACCUGGGAAAAGGAAAGGCAGGACAUAUGGGCAAAAACUAAAAUGGGGCAGGAGGGAACAGGGCUGAGCUAGGGGGUCCUCUGGAUCCCUGGAUGUGGGAUGUUAACCCCGGGACACGAGUCCCCCCAGACUGCGGGAGGCCAGCAGAGCCAGGUGGAGCCAAGGGUAUGGUAGGGUUGGCCCUUCUUUCUUGCAGCAACCUGGAUAGCAUAUAAUCCUAGGAAAUCCAGCAGCGUUCUAAAUGAUGUGAAGCUAUAAUGUUUAAACUCAUAAGAUAAUUACAAAAUUUAUUUCUCAAAACGGUUGUUGUGGGACUUUUAUACUUCAAACGAUCAGUUAAUGUGUAUUGAAAAAGAAAAAAACUUGCAAACAAAAUCUGUUGUUUAAUUUAUAAUAAACAUACUGCUAUAUUCUAUACAUUUUAAAUGCUUGAGCAGAGGCAGUGGUGGCUUGAUAUUUAGGGAAGCGCAAUUGAAAAAUUGUAGAUUUGAAUCCCCGACCAGCAACAUACUGAGCAAGGUACCACCCACAAGCACUGCUCCCCGGGCGUUGAAUUAGCUGUCCCCUGCUAUGUCACAUAUGAGAUAAAUGCAGAGAACUAAUUUCAUUUUUGUGUGCUGUGGUGUGAUAACUAAUCAGUAAAUCCUAAAAAAGAUCAUCAAAAUCACUAAAUGGGAUAUUUAAAAAAAAAAUUGAAAAGCUAUUAUAAGAGCAAGUUUAUGUAUCUUGCUGGAAAACCUUCAUGUGGUUUAUUUGGCACUGGUUCAUAUUGUUUCGGGCCAACUGUAUUAUACCUAUGUUCGAAUUGUAAUUGCUUCGUUGAUUUGAGAGAAUGAUAAAGAGAUAGCGAGUAACCUUUCAGUGAACAAAAAAUUCAUUCACAAAGUCUCUCUUGAUUGCUCUGUUAGACAUAAAAGUAAAGAAAAAACAGAAGCUGUUAUGCAAGAUUCUGGGAAGUUGUCAUGUACAACAAGGAGAGCAAACAACAUUCCAGACGAUGGAUAAUAGUGCGGCUUGAUUAGUCCUCCAGUGCUGCUUGUGUUGGUGAGUCAGUACCCACACUCUGUCUUGCUCUGUCUUCCUGACUCAGCCGCUACCCCCACCACACCACGGCAGCAUGUGACACCAUGGUUAGCAUUAGGAUGCUGUGGCGCUGAUGGGGGAGAGCUGAGGGCACCCAUGCAGCCGUCUCACUGGCUUGCUGCUGUUGUUUCCAACGCAAUGCAGCCGCCACAUUUUCCCCCCAGUCUUUCCAUUGGACCUUAGAAACCGUGAUGACUCAGGCCCCUCCGGGCUUCUUAGUUGUUGUCAAUGUUAUAAAACUCAGUUUCUCAGCAAAUUGCCAUAAUGUUAAUUAGGCACAGUAGAUAGGACACAUGUGGCAGGUUCUGUGUAACGUUUUCCAAAUGAGGUAGUCUGGGUGCAGAGAAUUGCCAACACAGAAAUAAAAAACCUAUUUCAAAAAUGGAAUAUGACAAUGUUCCCCAGGCAAACUGAAUCACUCUAUGGUAACAUGAUUCAGACGUAGCGUGCGGUUUUCUGCUUUAAGCAAUUUCUCCAUGCUUGGUCAGCAUGCCAUAUGACCCGAGCGAUACAUCGUAAAGGUUUUACACUCUGCUGCAGUAAUCUGAUUAGGACUGGUGACUUUAACAGAAGUGACGUCAACGCGACAGCUAGCUAACUCUAGCUAAGGUUCCAGAUGGCUUUUGUAUUUAGCAGGCGUUCUUAGCUUGCAUGGUCUGAGGGGAGGGUUAGCCAGCUGGUUCUGGAAAAAGAAAUCCCAAUGCUGUUUAACUGUCAUGUCAAUUAUAGGUUUGUGUUUUCCUUCCCCUCUUGCCUUCUGGCUGUGUUCAAGCUGCUUAUCUGAAACUUUAAUGAUAUAAAGGCUUCUUCAGCCUACCUGAAAUACUGUAGUUAUUUCUGUUUUGCGUGAACCUGCAAUGUAGACACUAGACUAGUAGUACUAAAUAACUGUCCUGGGAAAGGCCUUAUAUCAAAAUGGGUUGAAAUAAGUUGAAGUUAACACAUUCAUGUUAUUGUAGAGGGGCAUCCUAAAUGUUAUGUUAUUCAAUUUUUUAUAAAGGAUCAACCAAAGGAAUAAUCUUGGAUAUUCUACACUUGGUCUCUGAAGAGCUGUUUUUUCAGUAUGUUUUUUUCAGCUAAAGCCCUUAAUUGCUGGAUGGAGUAAUUAUUUGCAGAAUAAAAGCCCAGGAGCUUUAGGUGGCAGUCAGACAUCAGUGAAGAGAUGCUCCAGCUGCUUCAUAAAGCAGGACCCCAAACCUCUUCUUGAGUGACUCUGUUAAGCACCACACAUGCCAUACUAAACAAGUACACAUUCACUCUGUAAAGUGAUGCAAUGUCUAUUUGUAACAAAUACAUACUUAUGUGCUUUUGCUCUGACAUGACAAGAAAUUAGUGUGCAUUCGAACCUUUAUAUGGGUAAUGUGUGCUUCUUUUGCAGCAUAAAGGAUAAAAUGCAUGGACUUAUCCUGACA
This is a messenger RNA of Paramormyrops kingsleyae, 4531 nucleotides long. The record is from RefSeq and is a predicted model, not a curated record. NCBI's taxonomy places the organism in Eukaryota, Metazoa, Chordata, Actinopteri, Osteoglossiformes, Mormyridae.